Molecule: messenger RNA, 4588 nt
Organism: Chelmon rostratus (copperband butterflyfish)
Lineage: Eukaryota; Metazoa; Chordata; Actinopteri; Chaetodontiformes; Chaetodontidae
Gene: march2
Product: membrane-associated ring finger (C3HC4) 2
Exons: 5
Coding region: 465-1220 (251 amino acids)
Biological process (GO): protein ubiquitination
Molecular function (GO): zinc ion binding; ubiquitin-protein transferase activity
Source: RefSeq, a predicted model, not a curated record
CUCGGCGGGCUGUUGUUAUCCUCAAUCACUUUUGAAGUCUUUCGGGUUGUGUUUUGCGCUCGUCUUCCCUGAGCUGUGAGCAGAGGCAGGCAGCUGCUCAGGAACCUCCGGGGUGUAUUUAUAGCCCUGGGGAAACGGAAGCCCGGUCCGCUGUGUGUGAUCAGCUGAGGGCUGUUAGCUCGAGCAGGGCUGAGUAGCAUAUCGGUAGCUAGCUGGUGGCAGUAGCCAGUGACCAAUGCUGGGAAUUCACACGUAGCCACGGCUAAAAAUGAGGCGACAUGGAAACAGGAGCUUAUUAGGGCGGUAACGGCCGCUGUCGUGAAACGUCUGUGAGAAGAAAACACGGGAAACUAACCGCACCACACCUCCCUGUGGAGAGCAGAGUUUGUGCUUCCAGCUCCCAAAGUCAACCUUCGCCUCUGACCUUUUACACCCUCACCCGCACCUCUGCGGCCACUGUUACUAUGACGACAGGGGGCUGUUGCCACCUGCCCGGCUCUCUGUGCGACUGUUCGAGCAGCGCUGGCCUGUGGAAGAGCGUGGAGGAAGCAGGCGGUGACGGGUGCCAGGCGCUCUAUGUCACCCAGGUCACGGCUAUAGAUGGACGGUUGCUCUCCUCUGUGCUCAAACCCAUGGCCACACAAAGUGAUGGUCCCAUCUGCCGUAUCUGCCACGAAGGAGGCAGCAGCGAGGGUCUCCUGUCUCCUUGCGACUGCACCGGCACCCUGGGCACGGUGCACAAGAGCUGCUUGGAGAAGUGGCUGUCGUCUUCCAACACCAGCUACUGCGAGCUCUGCCACACAGAGUUCAGCAUCGAGCGCCGGCCGAGGCCCCUCACAGAGGUAACAAAGUGGCUGCGGGACCCCGGCCCUCGUAACGAGAAGAGGACGCUGUUCUGUGACAUGGUGUGCUUCCUGUUUAUCACGCCCCUAGCAGCCAUUUCAGGCUGGCUGUGCCUGAGGGGCGCUCAGGACCACCUUCAGCUGGGGAGCUGGCUGCAGGCAGUGGGCCUCAUAGCCCUCACCAUCGCCCUCUUCACCAUCUAUGUCCUGUGGACCCUGGUGUCUUUCCGCUACCACUGUCAGCUCUACUCUGAGUGGAGAAGAACAAAUCAGAAAGUACGGCUGCUCAUUCCUGAAGCCAAGGAGUCUAACUCUUCCCAGCAUUCCUUGCUCUCUACCAAACUGAUGAAGAAGUCUGCCAAUGAGAGCAUAGUAUGAGACCAAAUGGAGACAGUUGAUGAUAAUGGUGUCUCAUGUGCGGAGGCUGAUUGUCGAGGCAUCACGCCCUGCCAGCUGGUCUUUAUGGAAGCAUUCGUGGGCUUUUUUGUUUCUUUGCCCCAUCAGUACUUAAUUCACAUCUUUUUAUUUCAGUCUGUCCUCCUGUGGGUGCAGAAAUGAGCACAUUAAAAAGAAGUCUGUGUCCUCAUGCUGGGUGUUGACCAAGCUUAUGCAAAGGCACUGAAAGAUGGAACAGCAUAUGCAGAUGUGCAGAGACAAUUAUGUGGGAACAGCCUCAUCAUCAUCAUCACGGAUACAACAAUAAGUUUAGAAAACAGUGACAGUAGAAUAAGAAAUGACCAAACUAAUGAUUGUCCUGCCUAGUUUCAACAACCCGUCGAUGGGACACAGAUGACUGCAGAGUGUAGCAGGUCCAUUCAUUGUUGUGCUGCAAUAAUGAAGUGUGUAAACUGCUGGAUACAUGUCCUACCUGGGCACUCACCUACAUAGGCCUCGCAUUCUCAAUGCAGCAUUGCCCAUCGAGGAGUUCUUUCGAGCCGUUAUUGUGUGAUCCCAAGUUCAUCUGCAAAGGAAAAAUGAAAAGUUCAGAUGUGUUAUUUCUUUACAUUUACACAUUACACAGUCCAGAUGCCAGUAUUCAGUCUGAGAUGAAGCUUUUCAUUUUAGCACAAGCCUACUGGAUUUAUUUCAAGGUUGUUGUUUUUGUUUUGUUUUUGUUUUUUUUACUGCAUCUGAUAGCAGCAUAGCAUUAGUAAAGCCAGAGAUUGUGCAAUAAAACACUGUGGACAUGGAGGUCUUCACAGUACAUGAGGAGACCUCUACCAACAUGCACAGUUAUGCAUGCAAGCACUGUUAAUAACUUUUGGGGAUUUUUUUUAAGUGUCAGUGUAUUGUUAAAAUGAUUUUGUGGUUUAAAAAACCUGGACUGAUUUUACUAUUCCUACUGAAGUAGGGUUUAACAGUGUCCUCAUAGAGGUCCAUGUAUUAUCAGCACUUAGCAAGUAGGUCUCUUAUAGGUUGAUAGAAAACUCCAUCAAAAUGGCUUUUAGAGCAGCAUUUGAGCAGCAUUUCCCCAAGUAUUGUUGGGUGGCUGAUGCAGUGUACUACGGCAUCCUUCUAAUUUUCAGUUCAAGUACUUCAUCAUAGCUGUUUUGUUUUUAUUUUUGUGAAACAGUGCCCAUGCAGCAGUAUGUGUGUAGUUCCCACAAUCACACCAAGAAUCAGGGAUACAGAAACUUCCUGCAAGCAUUGAUCACUGAAGUCAUGGUCAGCAUCAGUGUCUGAUCUGAUGAAAAACUCUCAGUGCUGCUGUUUAAUGCUUCUGCCAGUCUAGCAUAGACUCUACCCACCAACAGUGACUUGACGAUAUGCAAGGACCACUAAAGCUUAAUCUGAGUUGAGCUUUGUUUUGUCUUUAAUUUCAAGAAAGCCGCUACAUGCUCACAUGCUUUUUCUAAGUCCAUUUGAUGGAUGUCAUCUUUUUCUUGCUGCAGACUUGCCCUCAUCAUCUUUUGAUGUUACUUAUUUGGGCCUGGAUGUAUUGUUUUUUUUUUAGGAGAGUAGAGGAAAUUCACUUCUCUCCUGUGUAUAAUUUGGUCAGCCAGUCAGAAAAGACCGACCAGAGUCUACCUGGUUUACUGCUUUAUUCCACUUCAUUUAGUUUAUGGGGAGACGGUUAAUUGCCACUUGAACUCACUGUGGCCUGUUCACAGGAAGAUGAGCCUGAAGAUGAAAACUCCAACAACACAUGGAGUACUGAGAAUAAUUUUGUUGUCAGACCAACAUAAGCCCAUGUUAAGACUAUGCACAGUAUGACUGUGCAGAUCAUUUCAUUUAUAACUGUGCAAUUAUGUGCGGCACAAUUAAAAAGACCUUAUCUGUGCUACACAGGUGGCACUGAAAACAAUGAGGACAGCUUAAAACUAGUCUAAAGCCAGACUGGUUGAUUAUUUUUAAUUUAAUGACUAAACUUAGCACAGUUUUUGGCUUUUGAAUUUGGUUCUCUCAGUGGAAUAACAUUUCUAUUUUUGUGUUAUGUGAGUGGUCAUGCUAUUGAUUAUCAUACUCUGAUCAUGGUUUGUUCUUCUGUGCUUUCUGUUAACGUUCUUCUCAAUGUCAAAGUUAAGGCAGAGGCAUUCAGUAGUGAAGCUAUCAGCUAUGUGUGAAGAGGCCAGAAGAAGGAUUUUAUGCACAAUUGCGUCUUUAAUGCUUUUUAUUUAAAUUACAUGCAAAUUUGCUUUAUGACGAUCAGGCUUGAACGAUAUUUGACUUUAGCUGGUGUGUGGUGGUUGUGUGGUAUACUCACAGAGAGUCAACACAAACCAUCUCAGUCACCUUCUCAGAGCAGAUUUUGGUUAUUGGCUGUCAGUAAGCAUCAAUAGAAAUGCACUCUGAAGUUUCACGCUAUUGAAACCUUGUGGUCUGAAAUAACAUUACAAGUGUAGAACAGUCAGGGUGCAUCUCAGUGCUGUUUGGUGGGAAAUCGACACCAGCUAUAUGACUGUGUUGAACAGCCAUCUUUUAAAAAAAAUAUAUAUGUGUAUCUGUUGGACUGCUGACAGUGUGACCAGUGGCUGUAAGAGUUACUUCCUUGCCAUGGCUUUUUAUCUACACCAACAUUACGCUCUUGUACUGUUAGCUCCUGGUGGUUGUCCCACAUACUGCCCCAGUUAAUCAUUUGUUUGUGUUUUUAACUGAUCUCAGAACAAAGGAUUACAUCCUGCAGUACUGCGAUGCACCCAGGGGGCCUUACGAGCUUAUGAGUCAUUUGAUCAUCCGUGUGUUUACUGUUUGUCGUGAACGAGGCUUUACUCAGAGUAUUAGGAUCUACUGGGGCUGAUACUGAUUUGAAGCAGUGUAAAGAGCUGUGGUGCAGUUAUUCAAGAUGUCUGACUUGAUGAUAGUGAUAGUUCAUUUAACAUUAUUGGAAGUCUGCACAAAGGUGCCCACAAAGUAUGCAACAUUGCUCCUUCUUUGGCUACUUGUCAUGUUACAGUUAUCUACAUGAAGCAGAUCCUCGUGUCUCCAAAGAGUUUUUAGGUGUUAUGUAAUACUUAUUUUAUAUACCUUCCACAAUUCAAAUCCAGAAAGGGAUUUUAAAUCAUUGUUUUCUUUCUUGUUUGUUACAAACAUGUAAAUGUUGCUUAUGAUGUAUAACAUUUUUGUAAUCUUUUAAUCCUACACGUCUUUUUUUGGAGGGUGGGUAUGUUCAUAUGUAUUUAUGUUGCAAUUCUUCAGUAUUUACAUUUUUAAAGACUGCAAUGUUUAUGGUGUGCUGUGGGAAAAAAUACUGGUACCUGCAAUCAGCCAAGAAUUGUUUGCAAAGCAAAUAAAACAUGAGGAUAAAU